Bipolaris victoriae FI3 is the source of this 1263-nucleotide messenger RNA. RefSeq lists its product as hypothetical. The transcript has a single exon. The coding region runs from base 1 to 1263 and encodes 420 amino acids. The record is from RefSeq and is a predicted model, not a curated record. Gene Ontology annotation, molecular function: monooxygenase activity; FAD binding. Lineage: Eukaryota; Fungi; Ascomycota; Dothideomycetes; Pleosporales; Pleosporaceae.
AUGGCUUCACAAACACCUCUUCGGAUCGUCAUCGUUGGCAGUGGCAUCGCAGGACUAGCAUCUGCUAUUGCCUUACGAGGCCCGAAUCGCGAGAUCACCAUUCUUGAACAAUCACGACUGUCGUCAGAGAUUGGCGCAACGAUUUCUCUUCAGCCAAAUGCGACACGCAUUAUAAAGGAAACAUGGGGCGUCAACGAUCUCUUGGAAGCUUCAAAUGGCAUGGUGGAUAGUGGAUUCCGUAUCUUUAAUUCGGAUGGCAAAAUGGUUAACGAAAUUCCGUUGCUCGUACAAAAGAAAUAUGGAGCUGACCGCAUCAUGUGGCAUCGACAAGACUUGCAUGCACAACUCACCAAGGUCGUCAAAGACCCUGUGAGAAGUGGACCAGUUCCUGUAUUGCAGACCUCUUCCCGUGUUGUCGACUGCGAUUGCGAGGCGGGACUCAUCAAGUUAGAAGGUGGAGAAAAAAUUCAAGCAGAUAUCAUCAUCGGCGCCGACGGCAUACACAGCGUUUUGCGACCUCUAGUAGCAGGAGAGGAAACCAAGCCCAAGCCUACAGGCACUUCAUGCUAUCGACUCAUGAUGACUUCACAAGAAAUCCGAGAAAAAGCACCAGAAUUCGCAGCCCACAUCAAUCCCUCCGAGCCUUACACAUCAAUGUUCAUGGCCCACAACUGCCGCCUCAUUAUGGGCCCCGCCCGCAACGGCGAAAUAUUCAGCGUCGUUGCUCUCGUCCCUGACGACAAAAUGAACGAAGACCCCGACAAAGCACAAUCAUGGGUGACAGAAGGCGACCCACAAAAGAUGCUCGAGACGUUCAAAGACUUUCCAGAAUGGACUAAAGACAUGCUCAAGCUCCCCGACCGCAUCGGUCUCUGGCAACUUCGCGACAUCGAUCCGCUGGAUACCUGGGUCCGCGGCCGCGUCAUCCUCAUCGGCGACGCAGCACACGCCAUGCUACCCACGCAGGGUCAAGGCGCGAGUCAGGCGAUCGAGGAUGCAGAGGCUCUUGGUGCAUAUCUUAACACUCUAAAAGGGCUACCAGCCAAGUCAGAAGAGAUAACGGCAUGCUUGAACCAGGUGUUUGAAGCGCGAUAUGAGCGUGCGAGUUUGAUCCAGAAGUUCAGUCGUGACUCGGCGAAGCCGGCGACGGAGAAGGGGAGUAGCGAGAUUAAGAUGCGACCGGAUGAGUUUAUGGAUUAUAAUUUCCAGUAUAAGGGGGCGGUGGAGUGGCAGAAGUCGAGGGCUGUUAGUUCGACUGCAUGA